This is a messenger RNA of Aspergillus uvarum CBS 121591, 2612 nucleotides long. RefSeq names its product alpha-actinin, sarcomeric (f-actin cross linking protein). The transcript is spliced from 4 exons. Gene Ontology annotation, molecular function: calcium ion binding; actin lateral binding. Bases 406 to 2340 code for a protein of 644 amino acids. Gene Ontology annotation, cellular component: actin filament bundle; actomyosin contractile ring; cell junction. The record is from RefSeq and is a predicted model, not a curated record. NCBI's taxonomy places the organism in Eukaryota, Fungi, Ascomycota, Eurotiomycetes, Eurotiales, Aspergillaceae. Gene Ontology annotation, biological process: actin cytoskeleton organization; actin filament bundle assembly.
CUUUAUCUGCUUCCGAGUACUCGGAGCUGUAACUCCAUCCGUACUGCUUGUACCUAACAUCCUAUCUUUCUCUCUUUGCUUUGUUUUUCUCAAUCCAAACGGGCUGCCUGAUUCUUUUACUCUUACUCUCUAAACCUCCUGCAUCCCAACCACACACCAAUUACCGACGAAUCGUGCGUGUAACGCACACUUUUAAUCUCUCAGUGCCGCGGGCCUGAAGAUCCUGCCUUGCCUCUUCCAUACAAGUCACUUGCAUUGUCAGAAACGCCCCAUCUGCCCGAGUCUCCGUCCGGCAACAGAAAGCAACAGCCGCCGCCGCUCGCUCAGUCCGUGCUUCCCAUCUGCAAAAAAACCGCCCUUCUCCGCCCACGCCCUGGAUGAUUACUUCUCUCUACAGCAUUCACCAUGUUGGCGGUUGAGAAGCACUGGAUUAACGUACAGCAGAAGACCUUCACAAAAUGGCUCAACGACAAGUUGAAGGUCCGCAGAAUCUUUAUCGAUGAUUUAGUCGUCGACCUUUCCGAUGGCGUCAUCCUCAUCCAUCUACUCGAAAUUCUCGGCGGAGAAUCGCUCGGCCGCUACGCUUCGAAGCCCAAACUCCGCGUCCAGAAAUUCGAAAAUGUCAACAAGAGUCUUGACUUCAUCAAAGGGCGGAGGAUCCAGAUGACCAAUAUCGGUGCCGAAGAUGUUGUGGACGGCAAUAGAAAGAUCGUGCUGGGUCUGAUCUGGACUUUGAUUCUUCGAUUCACUAUCAGUGACAUCAAUGCGGAGGGUAUGACCGCAAAGGCGGGUCUCCUACUGUGGUGUCAACGCAAGACCGCUUGCUACGAAGGUGUACAGGUCCGGGAUUUCUCUACCAGUUGGAACGAUGGGUUGGCCUUUUGUGCGCUUCUGGAUAUCCACCGCCCGGAUCUGAUCGAUUUCGAUGCCCUGGAUAAAAAGGACCACCGCGGAAACAUGAAGCUCGCCUUUGACAUUGCUUCGAACGAAAUCGGGAUCCCUGAUCUGCUUGAUGUUGACGACGUUUGCGAUGUUGCGAAACCGGACGAAAAAUCGCUCAUGACGUAUAUCGCCUACUGGUUCCACGCCUUUUCGCAAUUGGAACGGGUUGAGAAUGCGGGGCGUCGGGUCGAGAAGUUCAUCAACAACAUGCAUGGUGCCUGGGAGAUGCAGAACUCUUACGAGCGGAGGAUGAAGGAGCUGCUGCGGUUGAUUGCCGCGCAACGCGAAGCGUGGAAGACAGCGUCCUUCGAGGGUACCUACAAGGAUGCAAAAGAGCAGGCCCACCAAUUCUCGCUGUACAAGAGAAACCAAAAGCGCCAGUGGGUGGCCGAAAAGUCGGAUCUUGCUGCUCUUUUGGGAAACAUCAAGACUAAACUCAGCACUUAUCGUCUCAAACCAUACGAACCUCCAGCGGAGCUUAGUCUGGAGGUUUGCGAUGAGCAAUGGGAGGGCUUGACCCGCGACGAGCACGAGCGUAGUCAACUCAUCAACGAAACGAUCCGAGAUAUCAAGAAUGCGCUCCGUCGUUCGUUCGCGGACAAGGCAAACGACUUCGCAUUGACACUUAAGACGCUGUCUCUGGCUAUUUCUGGUCUCGAUGGCGAUGUAGAAGACCAACUAGCCCAUGUCAAAAGACUCAAUGAUAACUUGCCUCCCCUCGACGCAUUCCUAGAUACUAUCGCGGCUUUGGACGAGCAGUGCGCGGAAGCUAACAUCGAAGAAAAUGAUUGGACGACAUACACCCUAGAUGAACUCUCCUACGAGUUGAGUCUGGUCAAAUCGAGCAUCUCUAAGAAGCUGGCUUUCCUCGACAACCAACUUGUCGCCCGCAACAUGACCAACUUGACCCCCAUCCAGUUGGAGGAGUUCGAGUCGGUCUUCAGACAUUUCGAUCGCGACUCAUCAAAUACACUUCUUGAGCUCGAAUUCUCCGCUGCACUUGCAAGUCUGGGACUUGUCUAUGACGAGGAGGAGAUGCAUCAGGUUUACCUUGAGACAUGUGGCCCAGCUCGGUUGGCUCAAAAUGCCGGUGUCAGCUUCGAGCAGUUCAUUCAUUUCAUGGUUAGCGUGGUGGAAGACCAGAAUUCCGCCGAGCAGGUCUUGCAGAGUUUCCGAGAAGUUGCAGAUGGCAAGCCAUACGUGACCGAAAUUGAUUUACGACACUCCCUUAUCCCGGACGAGGUCAUCGACCACCUUGUACAGACAAUGCCACCACACCAAGGGCCCGACUUGCAGGAGGAUCGCGAUCUCCCCAAGUAUGACUACAUCAGCUUCAUGGGCAAGAUGAUGGAGUACAAUGAGACCCAGUCGAACGCACCUGCCAAUGGUGAAAGCUAAUGACUACUUCAUCAUUCUUCCAUCAUCCCCCCUCUUCUUUUUUUAUUGCAUGAUUGGCUGCAUUGCACACCCGGUGUUCUUCUGUUUCGCUUUCCUUUUUCCAUAUCCAUAUCAUCUGCCGGGCAUUGCUGUUAAAGUUGCGAUUGGUGUUAUCUGGAGCACAAAAAGGAGGGUCCUCUUCAAGGUUCAUUGUCAUUCCAGAUAUGUACAAUUCUUGCCCUGUGUGGGUAGAAGUAGUGUUUCUUAAGAACGUGAAUAGAGUGUAAUUGUUG